This is a messenger RNA of Gastrolobium bilobum, 1335 nucleotides long. RefSeq lists its product as uncharacterized. The transcript has 3 exons. The coding region runs from base 1 to 1335 and encodes 444 amino acids. The record is from RefSeq and is a predicted model, not a curated record. NCBI's taxonomy places the organism in Eukaryota, Viridiplantae, Streptophyta, Magnoliopsida, Fabales, Fabaceae.
AUGAGUCAGAAUCAACAAGCAAGUUGUAUCUCCCUUCCAUCACAGACAGUUCCAAAUCCAAAGGGAACCGGCAAUGUUAGUGCCAUCUCUCUGCGGUCUGGCAAGCAACUGAAGGAACCAAACCAAUCUGCUGUUAAGUCAUCUCAAGGAGGUGACACUGGUUCAAGGAAGCAAAAUACUGAUACUUCUGAUGUCCACAUUCCGUUACCUUUUCCUCAAAGAGCCACUCAGUCUAAAAAGCAAGCAGCAAAAGCUCAAGAUAAAGAGAUUCUUGACACCUUCAGAAAAGUAGAGGUCAAUAUCCCACUCUUGGAUGCGAUUCAGCAAAUUCCAAGAUAUGCUAAGUUUCUGAAGGAGUUAUGCACCAACAAGAGGAGGUUGAAAGGAGAUGAACGAGUCAGCGUCAGCCAGAAUAUGUCAGCACUCAUCCAGCCCAUGCCCAAGAAGUGCCAAGAUCCAGGGACAUUUACUAUCCCUUGCAUUAUUGGAAAUUCUAUUUUUCAUGAUUGUAUGUUAGACUUAAGAGCAUCCAUUAAUGUUAUGCCUGAAUCUGUGUAUAAGUCUCUUGGUCUUGAUCCCUCGCGUGCUACUGGUAUUGUUGUUCAGUUAGCCAACAGGAGUAGUGUUCAUCCUUCUGGUGUAGUUGAAGAUAUAUUAGUUAGGGUGAACAAUCUGAUUUUUCCUGCUGAUUUCUAUGUCUUAGGGAUGGAGGGUGAGAUUCCUAGUAGUACAAUUAUACUUGGUAGACCUUUCAUGAAAACUGCUAGGACUAAGAUAGAUGUGCAUGCUGAAUUAUCAUCAUUACUUGAUUCUGCUCUGUCAUGUGAUUGUACCGAUAGUAGUAACUGUACUGCUUGUGCUGAGAUAGCUUUGUGUUGUUCUGAUUUUAAUCAUGUAUUGAAUGAUGAUUUGCACAGUGGUUCUGCAUUGGUGUUGAAUUCUGAGUUGCCUGUUGAAAUUAUUGAAGGUUCUAUUUCUGAGAAUUUGAUUGCAGGCAUAGAUGUUAAUGUGUUUUCUGCAGAACCUGCACCCACUAGACUUCUCCCAUCCACUGAGCAACCACUUAAGUUGGAAGUGAAGGAUCUACCUGACCAUCUGAAGUAUGCAUAUCUGGAGGAAAAUGAGCAGUUACCUGUGAUAGUGGCCAAGACCCUUCUACCUGAGUGGGAGGAAAAGCUUCUGACAUUGCCGAUACAGGCCGACAUCAUUUAUCCCAUUUCAGAUAGCUGGUGGGUCAACCCGUUUCAAGUGGUUCCCAAGAAGUCUGGAGUGACUGUAAUGGCAAAUCCGAAAAAUGAACUGGUUCCAGCAAGAGCUCAGAACACUAACAGAUAG